UUUCAUGGUGUUAUAAUUAUGUGGAUGGUUUUCCUGAUAUUGAACCAUCCUUGUAUUCCUGGUAUAAAUCCUACCUUAUCACAGUGAAUAACCUUCCUGAUCACUUGCUGGAGUCUUUUUCCUAGUAUCCUAUUUAAGAUUUUUGCAUCUAUCAGGGUGUUAGAAUUAGAACAGACCAAUGAGAGAACCUGGUCUAAUUCUCUCAUUUUAGAAGUGAGAGGCCCACAGAGGUAAAGUGAUUUUAUCCAAGAUCCAGGUAUGUGGUAGAAGUGGGAUCCUAAGCUCAGGUUAAGUCAAAUACUCCUGUUACAUUCCACUGUUUUUGGAAUUCCUCCAAUUAAGUACUGACCCAAGGUGAGCUAACACUAUUUCAAAAUUGUGCUGCUGAUGUGUGAUACCUUCUGGUGAUGUGUAGAGCAGAAUGUUAAAUGCUAAAAACUUAGACAAUGGAAAAUUCACAAAUACUAACCAAAAGCUUUAGAAGCAGAAAAACUAUUUUUAAGCACUCCUUGAUGCUUUGAAAAACAACAACUAAACACUUGUCACAUACUGUGCUUUUGUUAUUGACUGUACCUCAUUUCUGUCCAGUACUGAUUUCUUUUUCCUCUUUCUUGUUCCAUGAGUAUUUGUGGACAAUCUAUGUUCUUUAUUGCUCCAGCUGAAUGUACUCCUUAUUGAAGAAGUUUUAACUAAUUGAGAUGUAGCCAUGGCUCCUGGUAAAUAUGUAUAUCUCAUGGAUCCCAGUUUAGCUUUUUGGGAACCAGUUUUGUUUUCAGCUUUUUACCUUCCCUAACAUGUGGCUCCUUGCCUCAGGGGACUUCUCUAUUCCAUUUAUGCUUAUGUCUUAUUCAAUCCCAUUAUUAAUACCACAGAUCUCACAACUCAGUAAGAGGCUUUGCAGAUGUACUUCUCACCAAAAAUAAGAAUACAAAUUUUGCAUCUGUCUGUAGCUGGUAAACAAAUGUUUGGGUUCAGUUUUUGUGCAUUUUAGCUUGACCUCUCUUCCAUUGUCUGCACCCCUAACUGGUAAACUACUUUGUGUACCCAAACUACAGGUCACCUAGGACCCUGAAUUAGAGACUUUGGAUGUGUGUUUUAUAUCAGCUGGAAAAACUGGAGGCUCAGAAUCUCAGAUCAGCCAGGCAACAAGAAGAGAACUACGGAGAGCAGGAGACAGGAGCUGUCUUGAAAGCAAAGAUCCUGAAGAUGAGAAAACUUCGGGAUGAACUAAGGAUUAAAGUGAAGCUCCAGGAAGCCAGUGCCAGAAUACCCAUCACUAAUCUAGAACCCUAUGAACCCUUGAAGAACAGUGAGGAAAAUCUGGAGAUGAAGUUGAAAAAGGCUAAAGCUUUCUUGCAAGCAUUCCAUUUAACAGGGAUUAGUGGCAAAUUGACCAAGCAAGGGGUCUGUGUCUGCUUCAGCACUGCUUUUGAGGGAAAUAUCUUGGAUUCCUAUUAUGUGGAUCUUAUCAUCCAGGAACCACUUAAGAUACAUCGCCAUUCCAUUCCAGUUUUCAUCCCCCUGGAACAGAUAGCUGCAAAGUACUUGCAGUCUGAUUUUCAACGCUUCAUGUUUAGUCUCAGUGAACACCUAAAUGCCUAUUCUGGAAGAAAAUAUCAGGCAGAUCAACUUCAGCAUGGCUUUUCAGCUUUCCUAGCCAGGCCCUUGCAAAGAAAUUCCCUGUGCACUUUGCUGACAUUCACGUACACCAUGGACUCCAGUGAGAAGGCUUUCCCUUUUUGUGCCAGGCUUGUGUAUGAGGACCUCACAAGAACUCUCCCCACCAAUGUCACAGUUACAUACCAAGGGACAGGAGCAACACCUGCCUCAUGGGAGAAGCAGCGAGCAGCCCAGGAGACUUUAUUCUAUAAAAAUGCCCUUCCCAAGGUGUUUGAGUCUUUUUUGAGAAGAGAGACCUUUGAUUGUACAUCCAGUGAACCCUGAAGCAGCUCAGUCUGUUCUUUGGAAGAGAAGCAGGAGUGCAGUAUUGCCCACAACCCUCUGGAACUGACAAUUCUUUGACAGGUUCAGACUCACUCUAGCCUUUCUCCAGCCAGAUUUUCCGGUGCCUGUGAAUGGGCACGCUCCCUUUUUCAUGUGGCUAAUAGGGGAUGGCUCUAUGAGCUAAAGAUCCUGACCUUUGAGGCUGAGCUGCAGGCACCAGCCAGUGCUUGGACAGUUACUAUCCCCUACAUAGAAUGGUCUGCUGAAUGCUUUUGGGGCCUGAUGAUGUUUACUUUAUGUCAGCAAAUAAAACAAGACACUGAGGACCCUUCUGGUGGGGACAGAGGGAAUGGCAAAAUUCCACUCAAUGAAGGACUGUUCCAGGAACUCUUGGGAGCUUUGAUUGGCAGUAGUGCAUUUUCUCAUGAAGAUGAAUAAAAUGGCUUUUGAAAAUAAAAUUAUUCAAGGACAAAA
Messenger RNA from Monodelphis domestica (gray short-tailed opossum), 2418 nucleotides. Lineage: Eukaryota; Metazoa; Chordata; Mammalia; Didelphimorphia; Didelphidae. The record is from RefSeq and is a predicted model, not a curated record.